Drosophila takahashii is the source of this 911-nucleotide messenger RNA. Its product is annotated as cuticle protein LPCP-23-like. The record is from RefSeq and is a predicted model, not a curated record. Lineage: Eukaryota; Metazoa; Arthropoda; Insecta; Diptera; Drosophilidae.
GCCCCCUUGACUGCCAUUAGAGACUGGGAUUCCUCGGCGACUGCAUUACUUGCACUUUGAGGGCGUGAGUCAGGGUCAACUUGCAGUGCGUGAGCUUUUCGUGGGUCUGGGAUUUCGGAUCUUGUCUUGAAGUGACCAGUGACCAAUUGCAAGUCUCAUGCUUUAUUGUCCCACGGAGGGCAGAUUUAUACAACUCAUUUGGUUUUGACUGCCCUCUGCUCGGCUCGUAAAUGUUUUAAUUAAACCGCUCUUUUUCGCUUUGCAGCUGCGUCGGGGCGACGACGAACAAUAUUUUUAAACCAUAUAUAAGGCAGCACUUUGGGUUGUCAAAUUAUCAGUCAACUUUGUUCGCUUCAGCAGUACAACACAGACCAAGAAACAAAAAUCCUUAAACAUGUUCAAAUUGGUGGUGUUGUCUGCUCUCCUCGCCGUAGCUGUCGCUCGUCCCGGACAUCUCUAUGAGUCUCCCCUGGUUUAUGCCGCCCCGGCUGCUACAACCAUUGUCCAGGAGCAACAUCUGGCCAAAGUGGGUGCAGUGGUGAGCAGUGUUCCCACUUCGGUGAGCCACCAGAGCCAGUCGGUGGUGCACAGUCACUCGCAUGUGGUGGAGGACAUCGUGGCCCCGGUGGUCAAGUCCACUCCGGUGGUCAGCUAUGCUGCUGCUGCUCCAGUGGUGCACACUUCCUAUGCCGCUGCUCCCGUUGUCCAAACCACCUAUGCCGCUGCUGCUCCCGUGGUGCACACCUCCUACGCCGCCGCCUCUCCCGUCGUCUACAAUUCCAGCUGGUAAUCGGUAGCACUGGAUUUUUGGGGGCUCAAACGAGCGAUCUGGAUGGUUAGAAAAUUGCUAUUCCUAUUGUAUAUAAACGAGUUUAAUUGCGAGUAAAAUGUGAUUGUUGAAAAAAAACUUA